UCGUGAUACCAUGUCUACAUAAGGCCACUCAUAUCGCCCAGCGAGGCAGCAUCAAGAUGGACGAUCCGCCAGUAGUACCCAUCCUCCUGCUCGGAGACUCUGGAGUCGGCAAAUCGACAUUCCUAUCUCGCCUGUCGGUCGGUCACAAGUCUACAGCUCCCCUCCCACGGAUGCGGGAUCUCGAACAGCCCUUUGUAUUCAACAUAUCCAUGUACAACCGGCCGUACCGCUUCGAAUUCUACGACACCGCCUCAUCGGAGAAUUACACACUGCUGAAACCCGCCGUGAUCAUACUCUGCUACUCCAUCGCGGACCCUGCGUCGCUCGUCAAUAUACGGGAAAAGUGGAUGAAUCUCGUCGACACGAAUUACAAUGUCGAUGAGCAGCUGCCAAUCAUUAUCCUUGGUCUGCAACGAGAUGUUCGCAGCGAAGAAGACUACUCAGGCCGAGUUCGUCAGCAAGCUACUACUUCUGGUGAGAGCGAAGACGAUGAUGUGGUCUUGAACGGGAGGACGUUUGUCUACCCGCAGGAAGGCUUGAGAGCGGCGCAGGAGAUGCGUUGUGAUCGGUAUUGUGAGUGUUCAGCGUUGACAGGCGAGUUGUGUCGAGAAGUCAUCGAGGACAUUUCCAAAACUGCUGCGAAGACUACGACCGAGAAGGGUGGGAGGUCGGAAGGGAACUGUUCGAUUAUGUGAAGAAGCAGACGAUGACGGGCAGACUUGUGCGCGAGCCUUCAGAAUGGCCUCUUUAUUGCUCUUCGAAUCUGAACGGUUGAGGUUCAGCACGUUACGCACGGUAGACGUCCUCGAGAACUCGAUGCGAGAGUCACGAGGCUUGUCCUCCAGCCCUGCGACACUACAAACUUCCGACAGCGGUACUUUCGCAAAGCGAACAGAUGCAGAGUGAAAAGUGAGGCUCAUGUAUUUACCGACAGAGAACCCGUUGCGGAAAGGUGGUUGCUGGAGGUCCGUGAACAGCACGUAACAAGGGGUACAGGUACAUUAAUCAGAGACGAUGAAGCAGGAGAAAGAUAUCGUCGCGAAAAGGAACAUUGGUCUUCGUAACAAAAAAGUGGACUGCGAACAUUCGGUCUCGUAUCGACCCGAUCAAGGGCGAUCGAAGCUUCUCUAUCGAGUCCAUCAUUCGCGCCACCUCAUC
This is a messenger RNA of Zymoseptoria tritici IPO323, 1158 nucleotides long. Its product is annotated as Rho protein. Gene Ontology annotation, biological process: small GTPase-mediated signal transduction. The transcript has 2 exons. The coding region runs from base 57 to 695 and encodes 212 amino acids. Lineage: Eukaryota; Fungi; Ascomycota; Dothideomycetes; Mycosphaerellales; Mycosphaerellaceae. Gene Ontology annotation, molecular function: GTP binding; GTPase activity. The record is from RefSeq and is a predicted model, not a curated record.